Molecule: messenger RNA, 4263 nt
Organism: Arachis duranensis
Lineage: Eukaryota; Viridiplantae; Streptophyta; Magnoliopsida; Fabales; Fabaceae
Exons: 5
Coding region: 1-915 (304 amino acids)
Source: RefSeq, a predicted model, not a curated record
AUGAAGACAAUGCAGAUCAAUAAGGAAGAACAAAUUAAGCAUUGGUCCAAAGCAUCACUUACCCUAAUUUCCUUCUCCUUCCAGGCAGCUCCAGCGGCUUCUUCCUUCUCUGCCCUGAGUGUCGCUGCUGCCCGAAAAACCGCCGUCGGCGAGCCAAGCACCACCGUCCGGCUCCAACGGCUCCUUCUCCAUAUACCUUCGGUUCCGUUCGCACUCCCUCCUGCCGAAUCCACCGCCAGCUGCAGCAACCCGUCGCUGUCUUGUGCCCCGUCGCGAUUCCAUGGAAACGCCGCCGCCACCUGCUUCUUCAUCGUUCGAGCUUCCUCCUCGCAAUCCCAAGGGAAGACUGCCGCAAGGAGUGGAGAUGGCCUUGCCAAGAACGAAGAAACGCACUGGAACCCUCCGCCACACCUUCGAGGAUCUCCGGCGCCGUUACCGAGGGUCAGAUCUGGUGGUGCGUCAUCGUCGAAGCCGCCCCCUCUGUGCAGCACUGAAGCGUCGUCAGUGCCGACCAAGACCACCGCAUUCGAGUUCAGAUGCGGUGGUUUCGGUGGCGGUCGCGGCACCCUCACCUUUGUCGGUUUUGGAUACGCGAACUCCACCUGCUCCAGCGCCAUCGCGAACGUCACUGCUGAAGACCCCGCGAGAAAAGUGGGCCUGCUUGACUCGUUGAAGGACGUUCUGAUUUCUCUACUAUUAUUGCGAUCUGCUACCGUCUUCGUAAUUAUUCCCGAGACUUCAUGCUUUGCUGUUCAUAGCAACAAACAAAGCACAGAGCAGAGUUUGAGGAAAUAUGAGUUUUGGGAUCAUUGGAAGCAUGGAAUCGAGGAGGGUACGAAGCCUCAGGUGUACAAUGAAGAGCAUGACAACAAGGAUCUUCAACAAGGUGUUGCCGCAGCAAGAAACAGAGAUUAGAGAACUGGCUGUCAGAAAAAUAGAACGGCGAUGGAAUCUGCUGCACGUCACGCGCUCGGAAAAGAUUCUUUCCUUCUUUCUUAUAAUUUUGAUUUGCUUACUAGCUAUGCAGGAAAAAUUGGGAGAGCUCGAGACAGCAGAUAAUGUGUCAGUCAUAUGCAGAGGAUGACGAUGAAUUUGAUGAAUGUUACUUCCAAAAGAAGUACAUUGAAGGUAAUUCUCCAUUAUAAAUAAAUAAAUAAUAAAAUUGGAUCUUCUAAGUUUCUCCCUGUUCUUAAAGAGGAGAUAGUAUUGUCUUUUCCUUAAGAAAUUAUGCUUUCUCUAUGUUAGGGAGAUGCAAAAGGGUUCAGAUGUUCUCAUGUUUUAAGUUGUGUUUCAAUCUCCACCAUUAAAAGGUAAACAUUUAAUUUUAAUCAAUGACAAAGAUUGAAACAUGACAAACAACAUGAAAAGACAAUAGAAGAUCCAAAUACAGCCAAAAAAAAGAAGGAAUGGAAUCAAUAAUGUGAUGCACGAAUGUCAUGGUGGAGAAAUCAUUGAAAACUUUUGAAGUGGUUAUCUGGUCAUCUGACAUUUGCUUGAUUUCCUGCAUUUUGAUUAUUAUUACACACAAAUUAGAACUUAAGAGGUGCCUUUUUGCAUUAUUUUAAUUAUUACUCCCAUGCAUGUUGGCAUGUGUGGUUUAGAUAGGAAAAAAUGAGAUAUUUUAAUAGGAAAAUGUCUAAACUCAACCAUUUAGAAAUUUGUCAACUGAAGGAUAGUUCAUUGCUUUGAAAAUAGGGUACAGAGUUAUCAAAGAUGUUGCCCUGUUCCAAUUUGUUCUUUGUUUCUUGAUCCACAUGUUAACAAAUUUGAAUUCUGAAACAAUUUAGAGCAUAGAAAAUGCUAUCUUCUAUGAGCAGCAAGUGGAACAUUGAUUAAGGGCUACAUUAGCUGUUUGCUUACUCAUUUACUCUCUAGAGUGUUGUGCAAGUAUAGUGGUUAUGGUGAGGAGAAUGAGGAGGAACAAGGAGAAGAGGAAGAAAAUGGAGAGGAGGAAUAGUUAAGGAAACAAAAAAAAAAAGACUUUUUUAAGACUUUCUUUGUGCUACUCUGCCAGUCUUCUGGCUCUGACUUACCAUAUUUGGAACACAAAUUAUAACCCGAGUUGCUUUCUCUUUUUUGGCGCCUUUUACAUUAACACAUUAAUCCAUUAUUCCGAGUUAAUACAAUCUUUAUCUUAUUUUAUUUUUUUGGUGACGAGAAAAUUAGAAAGCAAGAAUUUAUUCGCAUUCUGAUUCAGAGUAAGGUUUUUUUUGUUCACUCUUCUCUUUUAUUUUUUUUAAUGAUUGAUUCAAUGCAAUGUAUUUUUUUAUAAUAUAAAAAAACGUUUUUUGGCAGAAGGUGAAACGGAGCAGAAAAAAAUUCUUUUUUUUUUUCAGCCAUGAUGAUCAUCAACGGUGAUCAUCAGGAUCCGAACAUUGUUUUCGUGUUCUGCUAGCAACACCGUUAAUGAUCACCAUGGCUGAACAAAAAGUUUUUUUUCCUCUGUUUUUCGUGCUCCAUUUCAACUUCUGUCAAAAAUACGUUUUUUUAUUUAUAAAAGAUGCCUUGCAUUGAAUCAAUCAUUAAAAAGAAAAAACAAUAAAAGAGAUGGUUGAACAAAAAAAACCUACUAUGAAUCAGAAAGUGAAUGAGUUCUUGCUUUCUAAUUUUCUCGUCACCGAAAAAAAUAAAAUGAGAUAAGAUUGUAUUGGUUCGGAAUAAUGGUUGAAAACUUGAAAUAGAACAUAAAGUGAUGAAGCUAAACUCAUAGCAUAAUCUUUUUCUUUUUAUUUGUAAAAAUAGAACGGCUUAGGGAGGAAGCAGGGUGGUAAUGGAGAGAACAAAAAAAGCAGGUGGCAGAAGACAGAGGCAAUGGCAAAUCUAUAAAGUUUCUGUCUACUGUAUUAACACUCUACUGUAUUAAUGUGUUAAUGUAAAAGCCCCAAAAAAGAGAAAGCAACUCAGGUUGUAAUGGGUGUUCCAAAUAUGGCAAGUCAGAGCCAGAGGACUGACAGUGCAGCACAGAGAAGUCUUAAAUGUCAGAAGACAGAGGCAAUGGCAAAUCUUUUUCUUCCUUUAGAGAGUAAAUGAAUAAUGAACCACUAUACUUGCACACACUCUAGAGAGUAGAUGAGUAAGCAAACAGCUAAUGUAGCCCUUAAUCCAUGUGAAACCUUAGUACUAAAAGUAACACCAAAAAGCAAAGUAAUCAAAGAAGCUCUAUCUCUAUUCGACUUGGCAAUUACAAAUAAUUCAAGUCGCACAGGCAAUGUUCCGCUUGCUGCUUAUAAAAGAUAGCAUUUUCUAUGCUCUAAAUUGUUUCAGAAUUUAAAUUGGUUAACAUGUGCAUGAAGAAACAAGAACAAAUUGAAACAGCGGCAACAUUUUUAACAAUUCUGUACCGUAUUUUUCAAAGCAAUGAACUAACCUUCGGUUGACAAAUUUCUAAAUGGUUGAGUUUACCAUUUUUCCAUUAAAAUAUCUCAUUUUUUCAUAUGUAAACCACACAUGCUAACAUGCAUGGGAGUCAUAAUAAUUUGUGGGUGUAAUAAUAAUCAAAAUGUUGGAAAUCAAGCAAAUGUCAUGGGCCACCAUGACAUUCGUGCAUCAUAGGUGCUACACUCAAACACUCUAGUUUUAUUAAAGAAGGAGCAGCCACAACUAAUAUCAAAGUAAAUUUAAAAUGCAAUGGGAAUGAUUCAUUAGUGCCUAAUUGUUUUUCACCAACGUAGGUGCACAAAUAAAUAAAAAGACACUACAAAAAGAAUUGGUAUUUUACUGUACUUUUUGAAUUAUUAUAUAAUGGUUUUAACUGCUAUUAUAAUUAAGAAUGACAAUUUAAAAAAAAUUAUACAUUUAAGUCUUUUUGUUAAUUAAGUCCAAUAAAAUUGGUCUAACAUAAUAAAAAUCAGUUUUAACUAGUAUUAUGCUAAGUUUUACUGAUGUUCAUUUUACUCAUGGACUAAAAAUUUAGCCCAUUGUACACAUUGUACGCAUAGGUCAUUGGCUUCCUAGCACUAUCCAACCCUAAACGGUUUUUUACUGUUUCAAAUGAGAGUUGAAAAUUGUUAUUUUUGUUAUAUUAAAAUGACGAUUUAAUACAACCGUUAUUUUUACUAGUAUUGUAAGAAUUGGACCGGAUCCGUUAGUUCGACCAAAAAACUGAUAAAUCAAACUUUCAAUCGGUCCAGUCUAGUGAUACAGGUGAAAACCAGUUCAACUAGUUAGUUUACUAGUUUAAUGAAGUAAGUGUUGAGGUUUGAAUUUUGCCUUGUAUAUUCAGCAAUUUAUUAAACAGCUGCAAGCAGCAAAUCUUAAAAUGAA